This is a messenger RNA of Stegostoma tigrinum, 6914 nucleotides long. Its product is annotated as pleckstrin homology domain-containing family A member 7-like. The transcript has 11 exons. The record is from RefSeq and is a predicted model, not a curated record. The coding region runs from base 28 to 1344 and encodes 438 amino acids. NCBI's taxonomy places the organism in Eukaryota, Metazoa, Chordata, Chondrichthyes, Orectolobiformes, Stegostomatidae.
CGCGAGUAUCCUGCGGAGACAGUCAAAAUGACAGAAACACACGUUGAUCUUCUGUUGACCAGGCUGUGUGGGCAGGAUCGAAUGCUCCAGGCACUACUCAAUGAAGCAACUCAGCUCCAAGCAGAGAAGGAGAAACUGGAAGGUGUUUGGGAGGAGAUGCAUUGCCAGAUGGUGGACUUUGAGAGACAGCCAGAUAUUGUGCAGGAGUUAACAUCGCAGCAGAAGCUUCUUCAGGAAGAUCUGAUCCAGAUCCGAGCCAGACUCUGUGACCUAUCCACGGCGAUGGAACAAUGUUGGAGUCAGUACAAGCUGCUGGAGACUGAGCUGCAGACACUGUGGGCCAAUACAAGGCAGGGCAGCACAGGUGCAUGCCAACAGGAACAAGGAGAGGCACAGCGGGACCUCUGGAUGAUCGAUGAUGUCUUUUCAGGACUCAGCAGCAACAGGAAGAGAUUCCAAGCUGCAAUCGAGUCAAACCCACAGUCAGUGAUGUUACUGACAGCUCCCGCUGCCUGGGAUCUGUCGCCUGAGCUGCUCCGAGUGUCUCCACAAACCGCGGCUCUGUUACCCCCACUGCCAGCUCCAAUGUGUAGGCAGUCGCCUCCCCACGGCCAGGCAGUGGCUGAUGUCCCUCAGAGGCCCCCGUUGCCCCGAGAGGUGGAUUAUGCUCUGUGUAACAAUUCUGAAUACAGUGAGCCUGCUGCAGGACAUCACCCAUCCCAGAGGGAACAGAAACAGAAACACAGAGAGACUAAUACGGACAUUCAACAUGAUCCAGCCUCAAAUGGAAGCUACAAGGGACAACGUACACGAACUGUUGGCCCAAAUAGGAAAGGGAAGAUGAGUGCAGAGGAGCAGAUGGAGAGAAUGAAGAGACACCAGGAAGCACAUCUUCAGGAGAGGCGCAGUACUGGCGCUCUGUCCCAACAGCGUGUGGCUGUGUCCCCUGUAAUGAGAGGAACCUCUCCAAGGACAUCGAAGCUGAACUCCGUGAGCCUCCUGGCCAAUAGACCAGUGACUGCUGAUGUGGUGCCCUCUCGAACCAGACCUGGAUACACACCAAAUAGUCUCAUCAAACCAACAACUGCAUCAGAGACACCUGAAACUACAAAUGUGACCACAUCAAGUAAAUUGAUAACGACAUUGUCAUCACCAAGAGCGACAGCUGAAAGCCAGGCCCAAAAAAACAAUCGCAUUGUCAGAAAAGAGUGUAAGCCCAGUACAGUGGUCAUCACCUCCCGAUAUAUUGAUGUGAAUCCUGAGACUCCCCUUAGCCCAGAGCAACUGCAGGAGAAGGAAAGAACAUCACAGAAAAUCAAGACCAUGAUUGCAAACACCAGCUAAAGCUUUAGCUGAGUUCCAUGAAAAAGAGGAGGAGUCAGACAGUCCCCAGGACCCAGGACAGUCUGAGAAAACCAAGUGUCAAUCAAAGCGGCAACAACAUGGGCGCACUUUUAAUUUAGAACAUCACACAGAGGCAGCCAGUCAACACUCAGGAUAUUAUGAAGAUUCAGUCAACCUCCGUUCAGGCCAAAAUAAUCAAGGAGAAAGUACCAAUCAGAAAUCGUGAUGUGGAAGUGCCAGUAUUGACUGGGCUGGACAAGGUCAGAAAUCACACAACACCAAGUUAUUAUAGUCCAACAGGUUCAUUUGAAAUCAUAAGCUUUUGGAGCGCUGCUGCUUCAUCGGGUGAAGUGUGAUGAAGGAGCACCACUCUGAGAGUUUCUGGUUUCAAAUUAACCUGUUGGACAGUAACCUGGUGCCGUGUGACUUCUGACCCAAUCAGUAGUCAACAAGGGCCAAGUGUCUGCAGUGGCCUCCAUAAUCCAGGGUUAACAGUGCAGCACAAAGAUCCCAAACUGGGAGAAUGGAAAUGCACCAGUCACCUGGAUCACCAUAUGGAGCAGAUGGGGCCAGCCCGGGUUGUACAACCCUAACUCUCAAUGACAUUCAAUUCACUGCUGUUGAAGAUUACAUGAGUUUGAGCCUGAGCAAAAAGUAGCUGAUUGAGGAGAGUUAAUAAACUGUGUCUCAGAGUGAACGCACCAGGAGAACCACACUUCAUUCAUGUUCACUCUCUGCUGCUGAACUGACAUUAACAAAGUAAUUGGAUCACCAGACUGGAGCCUCUAUUUGCGAUUUGGGGUCAUGGUGUGUUACCCAACUGCCUUCAAUAACUUGACCGAAUGGGAGGACACAGUCAGCUGUGAUUCAAAAUAAUCUACUUCACUCACUCAUUGUUGCUGUUGGUUUAAUAUCAGUGAAGCUGAAGGAAGACCAAAUCAUCCCAUUGGAUCCUGAGAGUCUCUAUUCACGAUCAUUAACAAUCACUUUCUAAUCUUAGGCAUUGUUGACAGAUCCAGCACCAACCAACCUGAUCAAAGGGAAGGUUCUGGCAACGAGGCCUCUGUUUGGUGCUGGUGUUCAUGAGAUGGGAGGGAGUGAGGAGUUUUUAAUACUCUGUCAAUUCAUGAUGUUAGUUUCUGGUUCCAAAAAAAUCCUUUUUUAAAUGUUGACUGGGUGAGUUCAUCUGGUCCUUAUUGUCACAUCCCGAGCUCCCUGGCAAGCAAUGGCUUACUACAGGGGACAGGUUCAAUGCUGCACUGACCCCUUGCUCUGGUCACCCAUUGACAUUUCACCUCUGCCCAGUCUGUGUGUUGAGGCUCCCCUUAGCUAAUAGCAGCUGGGGGUCAGGUUUUGCCUCGUCACAACUCUCCCUCCAACUACCCCAUCCUGUCCCUUCCCCAACCACCCCCAAUGGACCCUGAACACUCUGUGCUGAACUGCCCAGAUUCGGCUCAAAUUAAUUUGCUAAACUUCAUAAGUUGCCUAAAGUGGAAUUUGAGAUAUUCAGGAGAUAAUUCACUGGAGACUAACCGGAAGCAAGGAAUGAACUGAUUUAAAGCCUGACUGAAUAUUUCAAGAGCAUGAUCUUCGUCAGAACUGGAAGAAAUGAAAUUGAAAAGUUAUUAAGUAAAUAUGUGGACAAGACAGAGGGAAGACAGAGGAAACUCAGUCAUUAGAAAUGUUUAAAAUUGGUAAGGAUGGGCUAAUGGAUACACAGCGGAUAUUGAAGGAAGUGGGAGUGGAAUUGCAGUCACUGGUCAUGAUCUUUCACUGUUCUCUGACUUGGGCGCGGUGUCGGAGAAUUGGAGAAUUACAAAUGUUGCGGCCCUGUUCUAAAAGGUUGUAAGGAUAAUGGUAGCAAUUCCAAACCAGUCAGUUUAACUCCAGUGAUGACAACCUGGUAGGAACAAUUACUCAGGCUACAAUUAAUAAGCGGAAGGAAAAAUGUGAGUUAUUUCAGAAAAGCCAGCAUGGUUUUGUUAAGUGAAAAUGGGGUCCAACUGAUUUAUUGGAAUUAUUUGAAGAGAUAACAGAGAAGCUUGGUGAAGACAAUGCUAUUGAUGUGUAGAUAGAAUUCAAAAUAUGUAUGAUGCAGUGGCACACAACAGCUUGAGAGGAAGUUGGUAGGCUAUGGUAUCAAAGGGCCAGUAAUCAUGUGGAAACAAACUCGCUGAGUGACAGGAAAUAGAGAUCAAUGGUGAAUGGGUAUUUUUCAGGCUAGAGGAAGUUUUGUAGUACUGAGACUCUUACUUUUCUCAAUGUAUAUGAAUGAUUAAUAUAUUACAAAUAUAUAAAUGUGCAAGGGACAAUUUCAAAGUGUGUGGAUGACACAAAACUUGGGAGACUUGUAAACUGAACGAUGGACAGUGUAACACUUCAUGAGGACAUUAAUAAGUUGGUGGAGUGGGCAGGCAGUUGGCAGAUGAAGUUCAAUGUGGAGAAGUGUGAGCUGAUGCACUGGUACAAAGAGUAUGGAGAGACAGUAGAAAAAAAGGGUACAGUUCUUCAGGGUGUUCAGGAGCAGAGAGAUCUGGGUGUAUAGCUACAUAAAGUGGACAGGACAGGUUUAGAGAGCUGUUAAUAAAGCAUACUGUACUGUAGGUUUCAUUAGGUAGAGCACAGAGUGCAAGGGCAGACAAGUUAUGAUGAAUUUUAUAGGAUAUUGGUUAGACCCACGCUGAAGCACUGUGUAUUGUUCUCAGCAGCACAGCUUUUAGGAAAGAUGUGAAUGCAUUGGAGAGACUAAAAUAUAUUGAUGAGAAUACUUGAGAAGGAUGAGAAACUUCAGUCAAAGGAAAGAUUGGAGAGGAGAUUUGAUAGAAGAUUUUAAAAAAUGGAGUCUGAAUUGAAAAUAGAUGGGAGAAACUGUUCCCUAAUGUAAAAUUUAAAGUGUUUUGCAAAAGAACAAAUGUGAGGUGAAUGGUUCAAGUCUGGAAGAGUAGUGGAGGCAGGUUCAAUGGAGGUAUUCAGGAUGGAAUGGAUGAUGAUUGAAAUGGGGCUGUGUGCAGAGGUACAGAGAAAAGACUAAAGGACAAAGUGAUGAGGGUGCAUGGAACAGGGAGAUGAUAAUGGGACAAUGCAUAGGAGAGUUGUAUAACGAAGGUGUGAAUUAUGAAGGAGAAUCAUUAUGUAUAGCUUCUGUCCAGGAACACUGAAGUAGUCUUUAUCAUCCAGAAGUGAAACUCAGGAAUGCAUCUGGAAAGCUGCAAAGUUACAAACUGAGAGAUGAGCAACAUUCCCGCGAAGAACAGUGUGGAAGGAAGUGAAUCAGGAAGUUGAUGGCAGGUGCUGAAGGUAGAGAUUCCAAAUGGAGUUGAACUGAAUCAGCAAAUUUUUGAAAAGUGUAUUUUCUUGGGGCAUGAUCCUUGCUGAUGAUGCCAGCUUUGAUUCCCUAAUUUCUCUUUAGAUAGUCCUUCCCCACCCCAUCUGCCUUCUGUAGGGCUUGCUGUCCCCCUGACUCCCUCAUCCACACUCCCCACCAACCCCAUCACAUCCGGCACCUUUCCCUGCAACAGCAGGAGUUGCUACACCUUUCCUGACACCUCCCCCUCACUUCGCCCCAAGGCCCAAGACAAACUUGCCAAAUCUAACAGGGGGUCACCUGUACAUCCUCCAAACUGGUCGACUGUAUCCAUUGUUCCUGACGUGCCCUCCUGUAUAUCAGUGAGAGCAAGCGCAGACUCGGUGACCGAUUCCUGGUGUAUCUGCGCUAUAAUCAACACCAGCUUCUGACUGCCAACCAUUUUAACUUCUCCUCCCACUCCCUUGGUGACACGUUCAUCCUGGGCCUCCUCCAGUGUCACAAUUAUGCUACAAGCAAACUCAAAGAACAACACCUCAUAUUCCACCUCAGAAGUCUAAAGCCCAAUGGCCUGAACAUAGAAUUCACCAGUUUCAAAAUCUCUCCAACCCCAGCCUCAUCCCAGUCCAACCCUCCCUCACAUCUCCACCUCCUUGGCCUGACACAGCCUGUCCAUCUUCUCUCCCACCUAUCCGCCCUUCCCUUCCCACCGACCGAUCUCCACUACCCCCUACAUACAACAGCUAUCACCUUCCCAGCUCCCUCCCCUCUCCCCGACCUGAAACAUUGACUUUCCUGCUCCUCUGAUGCUGUGUUCCUCCAGCUCCACGCUGUGUUGACUUGAUGAUGAAGGAUAUCGUUCCAGACAAGAGGCACAGUGCACAUGGUUCGUUUCACCUUCAUAGUGACAGAGGCUGGGUGUGCAGGGGCCAAUCAGAGGAGCCAGGAUGGUCAAGGGAGAGUACAGUUUGUACCUUGGGAUAAUGGAGUGAUGAUCUGUGGAAAACCUUUUCUGCUUUAGAUCACUGGGGUUAGUGUAGGUUUGGACAUUAACAGAUUAGACAUCUAGGUAAUGAGAUCCAAGGUGAUAGGGAGAACUAAAAUAACUACGGAUGCUGUAAAUCAGGAACAAAAACAAAGUUGCUGGAAAAGCUCAGCAGGUCUGGCAGCAUCUGUGAAGGAGAAAACAGAGUUAACAUUUCAGGUCCGGUGACUCUUCCUGAGAACUGAGAGGGUGUAAGUGACAGGGAGAGGGGGGUAAGUGACAGGGAGAGAGGGGUUUACUGAGCGGGAGUGUGGUGAAGGUGUGAUUGGGAGGUAAAGGUGAUUAAUGGGGUGAGAGCAGAUUGAGAGGGAGUGCUAACUGGCAAGGAGUAGAAAGUGAGUGACGGAGAACGGGGAACUGGCCUUUGGGGGUGGGGGACAGGAGGUGAUGUAUGAAUUGGAAGAGUCAGAAUCACAGAAUCUAGUAGGAAGGAGUGACUGUGAUAUUUGGUUUCUAGGGAGAAGGAUGGCAGUGGAUAACAUGAGGGCUCGAAGCAGGUGGGAGUGAAGGCUCUGCAGAGAAACUGUCUAAUAAAUUCCUCAGGUGCUUUUAAAAAUUACUUGGUUUCAUUUAAAUGGAACAGCCACCACUCUAUUGGGUCAGAGGUGAAUGUUAAGGUUUGUGUUCGAUGUUAUAGUGGAAAGAAACACCUCGAUCACAUCACAAACAGUAAACAGCCUGCCUGCCAGUGGUGACCCUGGGCACCUCACACUGCACAGCAUGGAGGAAGGAGUAAGGCCACUCUGUUCCACUGGUCAGGCCCAAUCACACAACCCAAUGUACAGCUUCCUCUUUUCCUGUUGGGGCACAUCAAGUGGAGAAGCCCCACUGACAGUGAAAGGAAGGUGGGAUGGACUUCACCUUCUGUGCAGGACGGGUAACCCUGGGUUCUGUGAUGGGUUGUUCAUCCAGGCUCAUCCCUUACUUUCUGUCAUCUUGAGAACAGAUUGAUGGAAAACCUGGUGCGAUGGGAAUGCAGUCAUGUGAUUGGAAUGCUCAUAAUAGUUUGUUAGAAAGGGUCCAGUCUUGGCCAUUACUGACUAUCUGCUUCAUGCUUUCUGUGUUUGGUCUCAUGGAAAUUAGAACCAUUUAGAGUACAGUGAAGCCCUUAUAAUAAAGAAAUCAUCAAACUAUUCAACAGCACUGACCCAACCCAAACUCUUUCAGCAUUACUUAUUUGAACUGUUACUUUUACUGAGUCUAAGAGUUUAUUAAACUUUU